AUGCAGGAUGCCCCGACGUCGCCACAGUCGGAGGCGGCGUACGACGAGACCCUCCUCAUCCGCGACGCACGGAAAGAGGACGAGGAGCUCCUCUUGGGGCGUGCGCGCGGCUACCGCGUGGAGAAGGUCAUCGGGCGAGGUAGCUUUGGAGCUGUAUUUCUGGCUCGCGAUGGGGAGCAGCUGCAGCGAGUGAUCAAGGCGGUGGAGGUCCAGCGCGCGAAGCCUUCCCACUCGGUGCACCAGGAGGUGGCUGUGAUGAAGUGCCUCAGGCAUCCGCACAUCAUCCGAUUCCGGGACAGCUUCAUCGAGAAGGACCUUCUCUGCAUCGUCAUGGACUUUGCGCCUGCCGGAGAUUUGCUGCUUCGUGUGGACGCUGCGCGGCGGGCGUCGAAGCCUUCACUCCCAGAGGAGCAGACAGUGCAAUGGUUUGUGCAGGCCGUCGCCGGGGUCAAGUACAUGCACAGCCUGUGCAUCAUCCACCGCGACAUCAAGAAUGAGAACCUCUUCCUGGAGUCCGAAGUCCACCUGCGCAUUGGCGACUUCGGCCUGGCGAAGAGGCUGAAACGCGUUACGGAGAUCUUCGUAGAACAGCAGAUCGUUGGCACGCCACUCUACCUGAGUCCGGAGGUCUGCGCGAAGGGCAUGUACUCAGCAGCCAGCGACCUGUGGGCCUUGGGCUGCUGCCUGUUCGAGCUCUGCUCGCUGAGCCUGCCCUUUGAGGCCAUGAACCUACCGAGUCUCCUGGUCAAGAUCACAAGCAUGACGACACCGCCGAGACCUUCAGGCCACUGCUCCGAGGAGCUGGCAGACAUCUGCGCUUGGCUGCUCACGAAGAGCCGGCAAGGCCGGCCCACCGCCAUUGAGGUGUUCCAGCACCCUUUCCUGCGAGCCAUCGCAGACGAGGCCAUUCGCCGGCGGCCCAAAGCCGUGGAGGCUGUAGAUGUGGCUGCUGCGGCGGAACCAGAAGUGGUUCCAGGCGGCUACCCCAAGCGCAGAGAGGAUUGCCUCGCAAAAAAGUCCCGGGUGGCCUUCGGCACUCCAGGUCCGUGUGCGGGGCCGGAGGAUGCUGCCCUGCGCGCUGGGCCAGAAGACCAGGCUGCGCGGAGCACGUCGAGGCCCCGUUCCCUGUCUCCGGACUCCCAGUCCCCGAGCUAUGAGGGUCUUCAAGCAGCUGCGCGGCUUGGGGUUGCGGGUUUGAGUGAAGCAAGCCUAAGAGAAGUACUUCCUGAAACUUGGUAG
Symbiodinium natans is the source of this 1239-nucleotide messenger RNA. The record is from the annotation of a GenBank genome assembly. Lineage: Eukaryota; Dinophyceae; Suessiales; Symbiodiniaceae.